UUUCAUUUCAGGGCUUCAGGCAGCCAUUGAAGCUCUCUCAACUCUCAAGUGUUACUCUCUCGGGGAAGAUGCCGGCGGGACGAUUAUCAUCAAUGGCUGCGACGCUCGCUGCGGCUCUUCCAUGGCGGACUACGCCUCUAUACUUCAUACGCGUCAAGCCUUCUCGACUUAAUUAUGGAACCGCCAUCUUCCACUCCAGAAAGCUGGCUCUCUCUUUCUGCUCCAACUCUGAGGUCGCUUCCGAGCUAACCAUCCCUAUUCCGGAGGAAUUGCCGAAACGUCAGAGUCCCCUGAGUCCUGGACUGUACUUGGUUGGAACGCCGAUUGGAAAUCUUGAAGAUAUAAGUUUCAGGGCUAUUCGUGUCUUGAAAUCGGCUGAUGUGAUACUUUCGGAGGACACGAGGCAUUCAGGAAAGCUUCUCCAUUACUACAACAUCAACACUCCUCUCGUGAGUUUCCAGUUGAGCUACCACAAGUUCAACGAGUCGCAAAGAGAACAGACUGUGCUGAGGAGGCUAAAGCAAGGAGAAAUCGUGGCACUGAUCAGUGAUGCUGGCAUGCCAGGCAUUAGUGAUCCUGGCGCAGCUCUGGCAAAGUUGUGCGCUGAUGAAAACAUUCCUGUCAUACCUAUCCCUGGGCCUUGUGCUCUUGUAGCUGCUCUAUCCGCCUCUGGCUUAAAUACCGAGGAGUUUACAUUUGCUGGAUUCCUCCCCAAGCAUACUGGGUCCAGGAGAGAGAGAUUAACAGCUUCAGCUAAGGAAGCAAGAACGCAAGUAUUUUAUGUUCCACCACACAAGUUGUUGCAAUUUCUCGAGGAGGCUUCAUCUACAUUUGGUGACUCGAGGCAGUGUGUCAUAGGCAGAGAAUUAACUAAAUUACAUGAAGAGUUCUGGCGCGGUACACUUGUGGAAGCAAAAGAAGCGUUUACGAAUCGUGUAGCAAAGGGAGAGAUAACGCUGCUGAUCGAAGGCAACAGCAAUGCCCCGGUAGAAACUCCUUCGGAUACCCAGCUUGAACACGAACUGGGGCUCUUGAUCUCCCAGGGGCACAGCCUCUCCACGGCAGUCAAAUUGGUAGCUGAUGGAUCGCCGGUGAAGAGGAAGACGAUCUAUUCUCUGGCCUUGCGGAAAUUCGGAAAGCAAGAAGAAACAGAGGAAUGAAUUGAGUUAUGCCUCCUUUCUGUUUUUCCUCUGCCAGUGUAAUGUUGUUUUCCUUUUGAGCUAGUAUUAUAACUUGUAACAUCAGUAGCUGCUCUGUAUCCUGCCUUCGGAGGUGGGGUUAGUUUAGGUCGAAACAAGGGUCGAGGCUGAUCGAUUUAUUCUCUUCAUCGAGUCAAGAUCGCGACUUAAAUCGAGGAUGAAUCGUGUAAAACUCAACCAUGAAACAUAAAAAGCUUCAAUAGAAGCCAACCACAUUCCAAUUCCAGGAGCAAAAGUACUACUACUACACUACUACAUUGUUCUUUCUCCCUGCUUAAACACUACCACCUCAGCAUAUUCCCCUCCCUAAUUAGUAAUAAACAAUUAAUUAAUCAACUGCUUCCCUUACAGCCUAACUUCCCCUCCAUAGAAAAAAAUAUGUACAGAGAGAUAAGAGAUUGAGCAGAUAUUCCUACGUCAGUGAUAAGAUUGCGGUUGCAGCAGCAGCAGAAGAAGCAGUACGUAACGUAACCCCUCAAUCCAGCGGUGGCGUAAAGGGAGAAAAAACAGAAUCGCACUGUGCAAAAAAGAAAGAAGAAGCAGGGGGUCUGUUACUCUGUUUUGCUUUUGUGCCGUCACCACGAAGCUUUCCCCUUUCUCACCAAAGAAGCAGCAGCAGCAUCAGCAGAAUCAGGUACGGGUUUGAAUAUACGCUGGCCAGUGGCGAGAAUACGGCGAGGAUCAAACGACGUCUUCCGCUGAUUGAAACGGUCCCACUUCUCCUCCCCAAAGUGGGCCGCCCAUUCCCGUUCCGUUGUGUAGUGAGGUAAGUACUGCUUCAUUUUGAUCCCCGACUCGUCGCAGAAUCUCAGUAUCUCACGGUUCUGAUUGCUCAGAUACUCCAGCGUCUUGCCGCUGGAGUCCUCCACCGCCGACCUCAGCAGCGCCACCAGGUAGAACACCUCCUCGUCUCCCUCCGGCGUCACCGCCGAGCUCCGGUCGUCCCACCUGGCAAAGAUAAUAAAACCCACAUUGUAAAUUCGGGGUUUCGAGCCACAAAGUCAAGAGAGCGGGUGAUUGUCAAAUUAAUCCUAGGCCCUAGCUGGAUCCCGAAUGCAAAAUACAUUCAUAACGAGUAGUAUUAUGUCAUACUAUAAGUACUGUUAUUAUUGAAAGAAGAGAUUAAGUAUGCAGAUGUAGCUGUUAUUCAUAGCAAUCCGAGUGAGAUAAGGAUAAGCUCGUGUCAACAACACAAAGAUGAUGGACUGAAGUGGAAGCGAAUACAAGUUUGGAACUAGACUGAUAUUUCACCAUGCGAUGUCGUUUUAUCAUUUUUCAUUUCUUUAAUCUGUUGAAAUAGAUAUUCGUUAUGUAAUAACGAGUCCCACUUAGCCACGUGUCCUGUGCGGGUUGAUGGGACUCGAAUGGUGGUUAAUCACUGUUGAUUAGCCGUUGAAUGUCCUAUAUAAAUCGAAAACCCUCACUACAAAAAAUUUUUGGUUUCAUCAACCAUUUUCUCAGCGUCCAUAAGAAAAUGGUUGCUGAUAACUAGAUUUUUGGCUACCAUUCACCAAAUUGGUUGGUGAUGCCCAUCCACCCAAUCAGACUCUCUUUCCCUUUCCUUAGUUAUGAAAUUAAACAGAGUUAUAUUCUUUAUCGAAAUGAAAAAUAUCAGAUAAUUUUCGUAUUAAUAUUAGGGUUUUUGGUUUUUUUCUUUUCCUUUGUGUCUGUCUGGUCUUUUUCCAUCCCUUUCCCUUUUGCAUGUGGCCCACGUGUUCCCAUAAUUCUCCCCCCUUCUAUACUACGUGUCCUCCCAUCGUCUCUGGACCACGGCGUCCUAUUGCUAGCAAGUUCUAGUGGUGGGCUUCUCCCUCGAAAAUAAUUCUCGUUGUUUCGUUCUUUCUUGUAUGCAAUGAAUUACAACAACAAAGAAGGAGAAGAAGAAAGGCCCGUCGUUAUCAAGCCAAAAGGACUGCUUUAGCUAUGGUACCGUAAGAAAAAUGACCAAUCGUGUAAAAGGACAGCCAAAAAAAAAAAAAAAGUAAAUGGAUAAGUAGAUGCAUGAUGAGGUUAAAAAAAUAUUUACUGACGACAUAUAAACACACGUCAACCAUAUCUGAACCGAAGCUGUGCUUAUGUCUAUCAAAAUAUAUGCAUGUGGAAUCUAAUCCUCUUAAAAAGGAGCAAAAGAUGAGAAUAUAAAGUGGGCAAUUAGGGCUCGAGAAAUGACUUGCAUGUUCCAUGCAUGCAACGCCAUCAUUGCCAAGCCCGAUAACAACAAUAAACAAGAAAGGAAAAGAGUUAAUGUUGCUUUUAAAUUGGAGUACUGAUGUAAUGAUGUAAUUAACAGAUGGACUUACUUGCUUUUGUUCAUAGGGUAAAUGAGGAUGGGGCCGCUGGUCCUGUUGUUUCCCAAAAUGCCCUUGAACACGCCCUUGUCGAAGUCGUCGAUCCUCGACUUGGGGACGAAGAGGUUGAGCCAAGGGUGGGGGACCUCCCAGAGGUUCUUCGCCCGCAGCUUCAGCUCGACCUUGUGGACUCGGUCCAGGAAAUCGACAUAGGGCAGAUCGGUCGUGAAAACCGACGCCGGUAUGAAGUCGAGCUCCUUCAUCAAUGCCUCUAUUUCCUGGUCGACAGUAUCAGCAGUCGACUCGCGGUAGUUCUUCGUGACUUCCAAGCAGUAGAGGACCCCUCCGUCGGUGCCGAGGGAGGAGAUUUUGACAGGGUUGCGAGGGGAGAAGAAGGAGGACCUCCAGUUGUUGAUCAGCCCUUCAUCCACGAUCACAAACCCUUCCACGUAGUCGAACUUGUUCCGGCCGUCUCCGUGCAGGGAGAUCAGAUGCUCCUGGUCCCUCGUGAACGUCGAGAAGUUGGAGUACAGAACCCUGAUCCAUCGCACCUGCACAUACGCAGUUAAGUCGUCGUACCAAUUCAGCAUCAAAACCCUGAAAUUUCCUAUAGUGAAAAAACAAUUAUGCAAAUAGUAGUACACUACUAAACAUGGAGGGGAGAGGGGGCUAGCUAGGAAAGAAAAGGAUGUGUCAACAACAUUUGCCAGCUUUAGAACAACCAUUUGAAAUGUGUAGAGAGAUUUGCAAAUAUACUCUCUCUAUGGACCCAACCCCAAAAUCAACCCCAUUCUCCAGCCGUCCUACACAAUAUUUUCUCAAGUGGCAGCAUGUUGGGGGCCCAUAUCGAUCAUCAAUUAACGUUUGUUUGUUUGUUUGAACGGUUCCUUGUUGUCUUUCAGAGUUUGUUUCUUUUUUUUUGCUUUGGUCAUUAGCUAAAUACUAGGAAAGUGUUUGUUUCCCACACACUAGCCAAUUAAAUUUGACUAGUCGUCCUAUAUGGGAAUAUUUGGAAUUCUAAUUUGGCAUGGAGCUAACCAUAAAUCGAUCCUAACCCCAAAUUAUUUGGUGGUUAGAGCGAGAUACAGAGAGAA
This is a messenger RNA of Linum tenue, 4581 nucleotides long. The record is from the annotation of a GenBank genome assembly. Lineage: Eukaryota; Viridiplantae; Streptophyta; Magnoliopsida; Malpighiales; Linaceae.